This is a messenger RNA of Coccinella septempunctata (seven-spotted ladybird), 944 nucleotides long. RefSeq lists its product as uncharacterized. The coding region runs from base 163 to 789 and encodes 208 amino acids. NCBI's taxonomy places the organism in Eukaryota, Metazoa, Arthropoda, Insecta, Coleoptera, Coccinellidae. The transcript is spliced from 3 exons. The record is from RefSeq and is a predicted model, not a curated record.
CACAGCUGAUCCAAUCCCACCUUUUUGAGAACCACUGAUUUGCCACUACCUUUAACAACAACACUCAAUGUUUUAUACCAGAUAACAAGAGCUGGACCCUAAGAAAAUUUGUGUUCAAAAUUUAUAUAAGUUUUCAGAACAUUCCCAAAUAAAACAAAAAAAAUGAGUGUCAUUUCAAGGCUGAGUUCUUUAGUAGUGAGAUCUAAGAUUCCUUCGAAAGCUAUUAAAAUGUUCAAAACAGAGAUCAGAAAUUGGUGCCCUUGUAGAACCGUUUUAGGUCCAACACUAUUUGCCACUACCUUUUACAACUUGCAUGAAGAUAAACUCGACACCAAUUCCUUUUUGAAAAGUAGUAGAGAAGUUGAAGAGGAAGUUAUUAAUAAGGCCUUCAUUAGUCCAGAACCUGAACUACUAGAACUCAUGGAAGUUCUCGAAAAAUGCAUAAUUGAGUCAUGCGCUCAGUAUAGGAUAUGCAUAAGGAAACAAAUUGAAAUUAUUGAAAAGUCUUCGAGAAGUGGUAUUUAUUCAGACUAUUUGGACGAAUUGCCUGAAUAUCGAACUCUUGCAUUCGAUUUGAGCCAUGAAUUGAACAAUUACAUAGUACUCCUUAAAACUGUUGGAGAAAUGACUUAUCAACAUCUAAUGAGUUCUGCCAAGGGAGAGUCAAUAAAGGAUAUAAAUCUAAUCAGUGAAAAAUAUAAAAACUUAGAAAUUUUACUUCAAAAACAACUAGAUGAGAAUAGAAAGUUUGAGAUGGAAUUGAAUACUGCCAAUCGUAUCCAAACAUGAGCUCCCAGAGAGGAAACACCACAAGACAGAGGCCACAAAAAUACAAGAACACAACAGCCUUCAAAAAUGAUAUGCAUGAUAAAAGUAAUAAAACAAAAAUGAUUAACAAUUUGCAAGUGAAUCAUGUAUGCAACCGUUGCAAGGAAGUGAUUGAA